This is a messenger RNA of Aspergillus welwitschiae, 1494 nucleotides long. RefSeq lists its product as uncharacterized. Bases 1 to 1494 code for a protein of 497 amino acids. The transcript is spliced from 3 exons. The record is from RefSeq and is a predicted model, not a curated record. Lineage: Eukaryota; Fungi; Ascomycota; Eurotiomycetes; Eurotiales; Aspergillaceae.
AUGGGUUGCCGAGGUCUCUGGAAUCUACAUUUUAACGGUCGUUGGUAUCGCUGCUGCCACCCACGAGGGUGUAUCUCGGAGCCCGAUCACCCCGUUACGCUGAAGAAGAUCAAGCAGCUAUGCGAGCAUCCGGGAGUACUGGAUACGUGGGAGGAAGUUCCAUUCCCCGCUCCGCUACAUUCGAAUCUCGACUGGGUCUACACCAUCCACCUGGACGCCGGCACAUGGGCGAUUACCUUCUGGGAUGAGGCCGAGGGGGGUCUGCUUCCCAAAACCGUCUGCCUUGAUUUGCUCUCAGCGUGUCAGGCCUCGAGCUUAUCUAGGACCGAUCUGCGCCAGCUGCCAUCGCAUUUCCCAACAUGGACUCCCGAGAUCGCUACCGACGAUGGAUCUGUGCAGCUUGCUGCGGAGCCAUUGCGUCUCACGCUGGGCUUUCCGACACCCUUGAACGAACUUCAGGCCCGGCUCUUCAUUGAUUUCCUCUUCCCAUGGCGCUACUAUAUCGAUGACCCAAUGACCUGGUAUUAUGGUUCGCCGGUGUUUAAGCGCUUUUGUAUUGCGAUUCUACGUCUCGCAGCCUGGGAUUUUGAAUUGUCGUAUGACGCCGACGUCGAACUUCCAAUUUCUUACAACUCUGUGCCGUCUUGGAACUGCCCUAAAGACAACGUCUAUUGGUUCCAUGGAUUUUUGGUCGUUCUGCAUGACGAUUUGAGAAGCCAGGCCAUGAUCAUCUCUGCUGUAUGGAAGGCUCAGCAGUACGUUGGACAUCCGACAGUUUCGGGUCGUGGUGUCCGCUUGAUCAUGAUGUCACCAUACCACAUCGCCUUCGCAGACUUAUCCAACGGCUUUGUAACCUCCACAAGAAGCAUCGUGCUGCUGUCGAACUCAUCGGCUAUGCAGUGUUCGCCUGGCUUUCGCGCCCUUGGUCGAAUUCUGACAUCGGACUGCUGGAAGCACUGGACAACCAACCGGGAGACCUGGAAGUACCCCAUGCCUGCAGAAAUAAUUCAGCAUGUUCUGCAGAAGUUGGAGCCCCGCGAUGCAGUAGCAUUGUCACAAGCAUCGUUCACAGCGGAAGAGUGCUAUUAUGCCCGCAUACCCCAGUUCCCUGGAAUGACUGUGCGAAGCUUUCCACUGCUCAUUCCAUGCUGUGGUAGACGCAGUGGGCUUGAGGAGUGCGGCAUUAUGUGCUCAGCCUGCUACUCCUGGCAACACGGUACUUGUGUCGAGCUUCCCGAUGGAAGCGAUAGUGAUACGCAUACCUUCGGCGGCCUUCAGAGGUUCAGCCGUCAUAUACGAAGACAAGGCUGCCAGGUCCGGCUCGAUGAUACUGCCAAAUUGCUCCAGUCACGGCUUCUGAAACCAGCGCAUCUACGGCCUGAGCUGCGUUUCCGACGUGAUCUCUCUCGGGUACCCCCAGAGGGGAUAAACUAUACGAUACGCUUCAAUGGCUGUUUUUCCGGGCUAGCCUAUGGCUUGGACGAUGAAUACUGA